Molecule: messenger RNA, 1434 nt
Organism: Ixodes scapularis (black-legged tick)
Lineage: Eukaryota; Metazoa; Arthropoda; Arachnida; Ixodida; Ixodidae
Product: clotting factor G beta subunit
Exons: 8
Coding region: 1-1434 (477 amino acids)
Biological process (GO): proteolysis
Molecular function (GO): serine-type endopeptidase activity
Source: RefSeq, a predicted model, not a curated record
AUGGCGUGCGACCGAAGACGUGUGUGGAGAAUUCUACUCUCACUCGCCGUGUACUACUCGACGACAGUCGACGGAUCGAGAGUGCGCCGUGACUCGUGUCGUGCUAGACACCUUAGCCGGGCCGAGAUAGUGGACGGCCUCUGCAUGCCAGUCCAGGAAUGCAUCCAGUCCCUGAAGGAUGUGGAGACGCUCAGAUCUCCCAUAUUCUGUGGACUUCGCGGUUUGCGGCCCAUCGUGUGCUGCCCUCUACCCGAAGAGCCCACGACGACGAGCGCCACCAUUACGACAACUGCAGCCGCGACAACUACGUCAUCGACUUCAGCCCAGCUAGAGAUAGAUCCCUGCCAAACGGAGAGUGGACAGCGGGGCACUUGCAUUCCACUUUUCAAAUGCAAGGAACUCGAGGAGCAAAUAAACCAGGGCAAGUACCCUCCCCUGUGCAGCAUCCAGGACCGCAUACUCUACGCCUGCUGCAAACGUAACGAGACACAGCCGUUGGAACCGAUUCAGGAGGACGUCUCGGCUCGCGCCCUCAAGACAUCUGAGCUCGACUACGAGAACGGAGUUUUCUGCGGGAAAACUACACCUCGACCUGAGGAUGCGCGGCACGUCGUUCCCCGUCUUAUGGUCAUCGGAGGUAUAAACGCCGCCCGGGAUUCCUACCCCUUUGCGGUAGCCAUUUUUCGAGACAAGCUGACCUUCGAGAACUUCCAGUGUGGAGGUACGCUCAUCACAAGAUCUGUCGUCUUGUCCGCAGCACACUGCUUCUACAAUACGCCUAACGACACGCAGUACCUGUGCCGUAUUGGUGACGUUAACAUCAGGGAGGAGAGCGAAGACUGGACUGUGGAGCGCAACGUGACGUCGGUGCUCGUGCACCCCGACUACAACGAGGGGCAGCACUACGCCGAUGUGGCUCUGCUGAUGCUCGACCGAUCGGCACUCGGGGAAGGCCUCAACAGGCCCCUUGCUUGUCUGCCGGACGCCGCCGCGGAGCCCGACAAAGACCAGGCCAUUGUCUUGGGCUGGGGACACAACGCGUUCGGUGGGCGUGUGCAGACCCACCUCCAGGAGGCUAAGGUGCUGCUGGUGGCGAAUGACGUCUGCAACGAGUCCUACAGCUCACUGCUGAACUACGUACGGGAGUUCCCUCGAGGCAUCAACAACGACUUUGUUUGCGCGGGGAACAUCACAUAUGGUGGCGUCGAUGCCUGUCAGCAAGAUUCAGGUGGACCCCUGGUGAUCCGAACCAUGCGGAACGGUGAACACGUCCUCGAAGUCAUCAGAAUUGUUUCCUUCGGUGUGGGCUGCGGCUCAGCGAACUUCCCCGGUGUGUACGCCCGAGUUUCGACGUACAGAAACUGGAUUUUAAACAAAAUGACUCAAGUGCUUCCCGACAGUCAAAUAGGACUGAAUACCGAACUUUACGCAUAG